UUCAUCUGAGUCGUAGACAACUCCACCAUGCGUGUACUAUUGCUUGCCACCGUUUUCGGCUUCGUAUUGGCCGGUGCGUUUUCUGCAUUGGUGUCAAACGAAGAGCACACUUUGACCGUGGAAGAGGAGGAGAUGUUGGUGAACCUGUUGGAGGCGGAUCUCUCAACCAAGAGCACCAGGGAGGUGGCAACGAUGAUGCUUAGCAACCAGGGCCUAGGCAGUCGUCAGGCGUCUGGCGAUUGUACAACGGACUCGACGUCAGCCCGCUGUUGCGGUAGAGUGAAAUUUGCUGGCAAGCUUGACGUGGAUGCCUGUGUGCUUGUUGAGUUCAGUCUCGAAGACUUAAGCGUGCACUUGAAGCUGACCAUCCUCGGUCAUGACGUCAUCGACCAAACAGUCUCAGUCCACGACCCACCGGCUAUUUGUGCAAGUAUCCCUGAUGUUCCGUUCAUGAAGAUCUGCGUCAAGCUCUCGGACCUCGAGGUGAAUGGCGACCAGUUCCACGGCUGCAUCGCGCUGUCGGCCAAGUUCUUUGGCAAAACCGUGGUCACCGUUCCCCUGGGCUGCGUCAAUAUUGGAUAGAGAGCUGUAUGUUAUGUACCUUACGACGGAGUGCACGGACAUUCAGCGUUGAUCCAUCUAGGUAGACUUACUGAGCUAUAGGCCUAACCAGUAACACAUGGUAAGCCUAAACAGUAACCGUGAAGUUU
This is a messenger RNA of Acanthaster planci (crown-of-thorns starfish), 710 nucleotides long. RefSeq lists its product as uncharacterized. Lineage: Eukaryota; Metazoa; Echinodermata; Asteroidea; Valvatida; Acanthasteridae. The record is from RefSeq and is a predicted model, not a curated record.